AGUGAAAAGGGAAGCGAAGGGGAGGUCUAUAGCAAUGAAAUGUUGUGUUUAAUAGUGAAUGCAAUGCAUGUGUGAAAAGUCAGUCAAUUGUGACGACUAUUUGGUAAUACAAUCUCUUGAGUGAUAACAUUGUGACCAUUAAGUCAUCUCUAAUAUUGACAACUGAAUCACUUGACAGAAGACAAUAAGACUAUUAUAUUAGUGAGUGUUUGAAUGGCGCCCAGCAUUGGUCUGUCUGAGCCCGGGGUGUAUGGUAUGUGGGGUGUCGUGACUUCCACUUUGGACUGGUGUGAGACCAACUACGAGACGACCCGAUAUGUGGCCGAGUUUUGGAACACAGUGUCAAAUGUGGUGAUGAUUUGGCCGCCAAUUAUUGCCAUUUAUCACGCUUUCAUCAAUGACUUGGAGAGACGUUAUAUGCUAUGCUUCGGGUUUUUAUGUUUGGUAGGCUGUGGCUCCUGGAUGUUUCAUAUGACACUAAAGUAUGAGAUGCAACUGUUUGAUGAGCUACCUAUGCUAUGGGGUAGUCUAAUGCUUGUUUACUGUAUGCUAACACUACUCUAUCCGAUUGACUGUUCGUGGAAGCAAUUGUUGGCCACUAAAGUUGGUCUAAUAAGUUAUGGCAUAAUAUCAACGCUUCUGUAUCUGUGUUUCAAAACACCGAUUUUGUUUCAAGUGUCGUAUGGUUUUAUGGUAACACUUAUGCUUUAUUGGGAUAUUUGUUUGGUUAAGUACAAGCCGUGUGACAAAAGGAUUUUUAUAUGGGCCGCUAUUUUUUAUUACACCGGUUUCGCUCUUUGGAAUAUCGAUAACAUAUUUUGUGAUAAAUUAGGUCUAUUUAGACAAAUAUUACCAUCAUUUUUGGUGCCAUUCACACAAUUGCAUGCACUUUGGCAUUGUUUGGCCGGUUAUGGCUCUUAUUUGCACAUUGUGUUUACUGCACACUCUCGGGCUUUAAUUCGGGAUCAAAAGGUUAAACUCAUUUGGUGCUGGUAUGGGGUAGUCCUGUCCAAUGAAAAACACUUUAUUAGCUAUAAAAAAGUUGUCUAACACAGCAGUAUAAUGUAUUAUUGUAUUUAAUUACCGGUAAUUGAAAAAAAAACUUUAAACAGAAAUAUGAGAACAAAAAUCUUUUAUUAAUUAGUAUAAAUGAUUUAUAGUAACAUUUGUAGAGUAAUUUGUUUGACUUAAUAAUAUAUG
Messenger RNA from Oppia nitens, 1200 nucleotides. RefSeq names its product alkaline ceramidase 3-like. Gene Ontology annotation, cellular component: endoplasmic reticulum membrane. NCBI's taxonomy places the organism in Eukaryota, Metazoa, Arthropoda, Arachnida, Sarcoptiformes, Oppiidae. Gene Ontology annotation, biological process: phytosphingosine biosynthetic process; ceramide metabolic process. The transcript is spliced from 3 exons. The coding region runs from base 214 to 1050 and encodes 278 amino acids. The record is from RefSeq and is a predicted model, not a curated record.